UUUAUUUGCACAUCUGACAAGUUGUUUAAGUUUUAUUUGGUACAAUUAUUUAAGACGGUAGAAAACAGAUAAAGACAACACAUGAAAGUCUGUUUGUUAGACUUUAAGACAGCAGAAAGGCAACAUUGAAUAUGGAGACAUCAAGUAGGGAGACCCAGAAGAAUCCAAUCGAAGCUCUAAGUAAAGAUGAACUCAUCGGCAAAUACAAGGGACUACUUGGAAUUGCCAAGAAAGCAAAGCAAGCCAAAGAUGAGCUCGUUGAAGAAAAUCGGCAGCUGAAGGACGCAUUAGCCAAGGCAGCUGCGAAGCAGAGCAGUCUCCCAGCAAUGCAAGAGAUGCUGCAGGAUUUCACCGACAAGAACCUCAUUUUAACUGAGCAACUGAGCUCCCUACAGCGCAAGACCAAAGAAGAUGCCGACCGAUUACAACAAUAUGAAAUCGAAAAUGAAAGCCUGAAACGUCAGCUGGGGCGUUUGAGCGAUGAAAAUGAUGGUCUGUUAGCGGACAUCGAGCGCAUGGAGCAGGCCAUGCAACAAGUUAAUGCACUGGGCGCCGAACAGCGCAAGAAUCUUGAGCUGCUCGAACUGGAUAUUGUUAAAAUGAAGGAGGCUGAGGCGCAAAAUGUCAAUCUAAGACAACAGAUCGAAAGUGCAACAGAGGAGGCAAAUCAGCGGGCCACUGAACUUGAGGAACUGAAACAAAAGUACGAUUCGGUCAAGCAAAUAAACUCGGAGCAGCGUAAGAAGUUCAAUUCACUUAAAGAUAGGUUUAUUGACGUGCACCGCAAGUUAAAGAACCUGAAGGAAUGUAAGUGCGUUCUGCUCGAAACACAGCACGAAUAUGCUGCAUCAGUAUCCAAGUGGCAACAAGAGAUUGUUAAGGCAUCGCAGCUCCUGUGUGCCAAAAUGAACGCCCUGCAGCAGGAGAAUACACAGCUAAAGGAACGAUUGCAAGCGGCUCAACCAAUCAACCAGGUUUCGGGCAAUAAUAAACGGUUGCUGCAGAAAGUUUAUGAAAUGGAGCGUUUAUCCAAGAUAAUAAAGGAGCAACAGCAACCGCAGAAGCAACACAAGCAGCAACAAAAUCAGCUUCCACAGAAUACACUAGACAUUGAUCGUGUGCUCUCCAAGUUGAGUCGCGUGGAACAGCUGACGAGCAUCAUCAAGGGACAGCAGAUCUCGCAGCAAUCAGUGCAACCUGUCAGCACGUUUAAUUCAGUAUACUUCACUGAAAAACUAAAUCAAAUGCAACGCCUGUCUCAAGUAUUGCAAGAGGAGCGCAGCCAACAGGACUGCGCAAUGAAUGCAAUGAAGCAGCAACAUGAGCGGGAGAAUGCGGAACUGGAAACAAACUAUGUGGAGCUGCGACAGCAGAAUGAAGACUUGCAGACGCGAUACCAGAUGAAGGAAAACGAACAUACUGAGUUGCUGGCCGAGAUGCGAGAGCUGAACGAGGCGCUAAAGGCGCGAGGAGAUGUCAUCUCACGCAUGCAGGAGCAACAUGACAAGUGUCGCAAGGAGCUGCAAACUCUAACAGAAAAUCUAACUGAAAAAUCAAAGCAGCUGGAGCAACUGCAGAGCAGAAUUGACGAAAUGGAGCAGCAUGAGCAUAUGAAUGGGGAUGCCCAGAGCGAUGUACUAUCCACGUCUACAAUCUCACGAGCCGAGGAAUUGAAUCGCUUGCGCGAACUCGACGAUGGCUACGAGGAUAAAUACAAUAAGCUGCGUUCGCUGGCCAUGAAGUUAAAAAAGAAGCUGCAAGAGCAAACGCAACAAAUCCAAAACAUGGAGCAAGCUGGAGCAGCCAAACUGGAGGCUGAAGUGGAGGCCAUUAAAUCGGCUCAGGUGCAGCUGCAGCAGGACUUGAAUGCAGCACGCGCUGAGAACCAGAAACUCAAAUCCAAGGACAAGUCAAAGAGUUCGAAUGUGUUGAACCUGGAAAUUGAGGCCGCCGAGAAAUCGCUCUCUGAAGUGAGUGCAAAACUGUUGGCCAAGAGCACAGAAUUGGAAGCGCUCAGAGAAACGCUUGUCAGUAAGGAGAACACUAUUACGCAGCUUCGCCAGGAGAUUAGCAUAUUGGAACAGGCGCAAGAUGGAGAGGCAGCACAUUGCAAGCAACUGAAGCAGGAAAUCGAUAGAAUGCAGGCACAACUGAAGGACGCUGUACACGGCAGGCAGGAGGCAUUGUUUGGCAAAAAGGAGCUUGAGCAGAGUCUGGAGCAGCAAAAGUUGCAGGUGGAUGAAAUCCGACUGCAGCUAGCUGAGAGCACCCAGCAAUACGAGAGCAAGCUCAAACAUUCCCAGGAGCUGCUGAACAACAGUGUUCAACAGAUGGAAGCGCAACAAGAUGCGCUUACUCAACUGGAGGCAGCCUUGCACCAAGCUGAACGGGCCAAUGAGCAGCUUCGCACGGAGUACUCGGAGUACAAGCUUAAGGCACAGGCGGUGCUGAGGAAACAGCAGAACCGGGACUCAGAUAAAGAACAAUACCUCGAGGCAGAAUUGGCCGCAAUGCGAGCGAAUGAAGAGAAACUGCGCGAAAGCAGGGAUGCGAGUACGCUGCGAAUCAGUCAGCUCGAAUCUCAGCUGGAAGAUCUGCAGCGCGACAACACACAUCUGCUAGAGCGCAGUCGAGAGCUUCUGGCCGUGAUCGAUGAACUGAAAUCUCAAAAUGAGGCCCUUACGCAGGAGAAUCAACGACAGCUGCAACUGCAGCAGCAGCAACUGGUGCAACAUCGCCUGCAGAUCGAGCAGAUGGAUGAUGUGCAUCAGAUGCGUGUUGCGCAGCUGCAGCAACAGGUCGAACAGCUCGAAAAAGCAAUAACCACCAAUCCGACAGCCGCACCAGCGCCUGUGCCGGCAAUAGCGAGCCUCGAGUCCACCAGCCCAGAGCAGAGCAAAAUUGAUUUCCUGUUGGAUCACGACACCAGCGGAGAAACACUUGCACAGCUGGCAGCACAGCGCAAAAUUUCUACUGCCUCACGUCGCUCGCACGACUUUAUGCCCCUGGAUGAGCUGUUGAAUACAUCCCUCAAUGCCAUAAAUAGCGAUCAGGUCACGACAAUUUCUAACUUUGGACGCAGCGUCAGCACGCAGGACGAUGAUUUGGAGUUAGGUGGGGGUAGUGAAACGCAAGCGGCACUUGCCGCCACCAAAGAGCGUUUAAGCAUACAGGAAAGCCGCGUCCGUCAUCUGACCACGUUACUGGCUGAGAAUGAGCAGGAUCUGGCCAAACUGACGCAAAUGAAUGAUAUGCUGAAAGAGGAACUUCGUCGUCAGGAACGAUCCGAAGAGCGGGAACAGCACAUGCACAAUUCAGAAUAUCUGAAAAACGUAUUCCUAAAGUUUAUCACGUUGUCCAACUCGGAUGAGCGACAACGCUUGGUGCCCGUGCUUAACACGAUUCUCCGUUUGAGUCGCAGCGAGGUGGAGAUGCUUAACUGCGUUGCCAAGGGACAGAAAGUUUCCACAGAUGGUAGCAAUCGCAGCUGGACGGGAUUCUUGAGUGCGUGGAGUGGAGGCGGCAAUUCGGCCAGUACUAACAAUAACAAUUAGCCGUCGUUUUGGUAAUUUGGUUUUAUUGGUAUUAUACUUACUUAUUAAGGGAGUCGGAGCAGCUGUUAUUGGCUAGUUAAUCUGUAUGUGUGUACUACGUUGUGUAAAUCUUGUAUAUGAUUAUUGUCACCAAAAUUGUAUUUAUGUACAUUCUAAUCGAUUCCGUUGAACUUCAGAUAUAGUCCUGUCCUUUAUAAAUAUAUAAAUAUACAUAUGCCAUAGAGCGCCCUAUACAGUUCUCUAUAAGCAAUAUACAUACAUAUGU
Messenger RNA from Drosophila arizonae, 3819 nucleotides. It is a transcript of the gene GCC185, whose product is annotated as GRIP and coiled-coil domain containing 185 kDa. Gene Ontology annotation, cellular component: Golgi apparatus. The record is from RefSeq and is a predicted model, not a curated record. NCBI's taxonomy places the organism in Eukaryota, Metazoa, Arthropoda, Insecta, Diptera, Drosophilidae.